This is a messenger RNA of Vanessa tameamea, 2588 nucleotides long. RefSeq names its product alpha-protein kinase 1. Gene Ontology annotation, biological process: embryo development; urogenital system development; regulation of transcription by RNA polymerase II. The transcript has 10 exons. Gene Ontology annotation, cellular component: transcription regulator complex; PcG protein complex; nucleus. The record is from RefSeq and is a predicted model, not a curated record. Lineage: Eukaryota; Metazoa; Arthropoda; Insecta; Lepidoptera; Nymphalidae. Bases 85 to 2136 code for a protein of 683 amino acids. Gene Ontology annotation, molecular function: zinc ion binding; DNA-binding transcription factor activity, RNA polymerase II-specific; RNA polymerase II cis-regulatory region sequence-specific DNA binding.
GAACGCAGCGGCGGCGCGACGCCUCCCCGAGAUCCCGCGACAUGCGUUGAUGUCUCCCGCCACCCGACAACCACCGCCGUAUACAUGGACAACUCCUGCCUCCUCGACCUCCUCAUCAGGUGCUUCGCGAUGACCGAGCCCGAGGACCUCAACUUCACCGCGUUCACCGACCUCUGCCGCCUCUGCUCGCUCAAGAGCGGGCCUCGCCUUCACAUAUUCGACAAGGAGUCGGAGCAGCGACAGAUUCUAUUCAAACUACGGACCUGCCUGCCGACUAUGCAGAUAUCGAAGGACGACUUCCUGCCAAAGAAGAUCUGCGAGCGGUGUGUGACGAGGUUAGAACAACUAUAUGAGUGGCGUCAGAGCUGUCUCAAUACCGACUCGGUGCUGCGGAACUAUGCUGAGUCUAUGAGGAUCGUUACUUCUACUAUUAAUUUUCAGGAUGGCACGGUCAACAUGGAUAAGAUGACAGAAGCACAAAAAACCGCGUAUUUGGAGGCACAUGUAGCGGUACAACAACAUAUGGCUCAAGCUGCAGCUGCUGCUAGGCGCGAGCAACAACAACAACAACAACAGCAGCAGCAGCAGCAGCAACAACAACAACAGCAGCAGCAACAACAGCAGCAACAACAACAGCAGCAACAGCAACAGCAACAACAGCAGCAGCAGCAACAGCAGCAGCAGCAGCAGCAACAGCAGCAACAACAACAGCAGCAACACCAUCAACAACAGCAACAGCAAUCAAACAACUCCAAUAACACCUCGCGACAUCAUCAAGAAAUGCAACAGGCACAAAGCAACACGCACCCCGGCCACCCUUCUCCACCAACAGUUAGUUCAACUCAACAUCACUAUGCAACCAUUAAUUCUCCAAUCAAAGUUCCGCAAGUAAGCUCCAGCACGGGUGGUCCAGAUUCCACAUUCACAGUUCCAGAUGAUGUUGGGAUGGGAUUUGAAGGAGGAGUGCGAGUGCUACAAAGCCUUGGAAAUUGGAAUUUUUGCAGGUCGCCAGAAGUAACAAAUAAUAUUCCUCGACCAAAUUUGAUUCCCUUCACGGAACCAUACGCCGAAGGUGGAUCAAUGCAUCCGGGAACACGCUUGAAAGCGCUUCAGGGUACCGCUGUAAGAAAACAUCCAGCUAUUAAACCGACCAGCUCAACUAACGACGGAAACAAAGCAUUCGAGUGUACUGUAUGCGGCAAAGGUUUAGCACGUAAAGACAAGUUAACAAUACAUAUGAGGAUACAUACUGGUGAAAAGCCGUACGUUUGUGAAGUUUGCAAUAAAGCGUUUGCGAGAAGGGAUAAACUGGUCCUGCACAUGAAUAAGUUAAAACAUAUAACGCCUUCAAACAUAGCACCUUUGGGUAAACGGACUAUAACUAUACCUCCUUUAAAGUUAGACGACGUCAAGCCGAAACAAGAAGAUACAAAGCCAAGUCAAGCAGAAAUCGCAGCGGUAGCUCAGCAACAACAACAGCAGCAGCAGCAGCAGCAACAGCAACAACAGCAGCAACAGCAACAGCAACAACAUUCCCACCAGCAGCCGAUUCAGGUCUGCCAGGUACCGGGACACAACUUUACGAAUUCAAAUCUAGUUCAUACAAGUGCUGCAACUGCUGCAGUAGCGGCUGCUACUGCGGGCAUGGUGGUAUCGUGGUCUUGCGAGCUCUGCGGUCGACUCUUCGCAACAAGAGAUGAAUGGAGUGCACACGCCAAAUCACAUCUACCAGAUACUAAAUUACUCCAAGAUAAAAUGCAACAGGCCUCACAACAUCAGCAGCAAGAAAAAGUCCACCUGACAAAUCAAGAAAAACUACAAUUACUUCACCAUCACAACCAGAACCAGCAGAUUUUGAAUGGACACGGUAUAGCUACAGCUUCAGUAUCUACAGCUACUGUGGUGAAUGAAGGUGGAGGCGGAGGUGCUUACUUCACACAUGGGCACACACACUACGCGCCGGAGCGGCAGCACACACACGCACACCAUCUGUGUCUCAUGUGUCGUCAGGAGUUCGCUGGGAAAGCGGAGUUCAUGUUCCAUGUAAGAGGGCAUUUCGAAGGUAAAGUGAGUGAUAUAGCAGCGGCUGACGUGUUGGCGCGUUCUCUCGUCGAUAACUCGGGCCUGUGUACCUGAGCCACGCCUACGCCCCUCGGCGCAUUUCAGUCAGAUGUUUGCGGCAAGGGCGUCUUGCAAGACGACACCAUAAUGUUGAAAUUUUGAGACCUAAGUGAUGUUUGUGACGAGCUCGCGCACCUAUUAUCUUGAUCAGUUUUAUACGGAGUGUAGAUUUUUAUAAACUAUUGUUGUUUUAAUAAAGACGAAUCCAAUAAUUUUUUGUUGUAAAAUUAUAGAAUUGGUAUAAAUGUGUUAACAUUUUUUAAAAAUACUUCAUGCAAGCGAGAAAGUUACAAAUUUGCAGUCAUUUUUAUUGAAGUAAUUAAAAUAUAAGGACUAGCGAUUUAUUAAAUAGGACACUUAUUAUCCUAAAAUAUCAAUAUAAUCUUAAAUACAAUGUUCCAAUUCAUAUUAUUUUGAUGGAUCAUUUUUUUUAAGUUCAACGAAAUAUACCUAACGUAAAACAGAAA